Molecule: messenger RNA, 3887 nt
Organism: Diabrotica balteata
Lineage: Eukaryota; Metazoa; Arthropoda; Insecta; Coleoptera; Chrysomelidae
Source: the annotation of a GenBank genome assembly
GUCGAGUUGGUACAUAAAUAUAAACAUCUUUUAGGUACGAAGUUCAACAUAGGCUACUAAGUUUUUUCGUGUCAUAAAAUUAUCAAGUGUUACUACAUUUUUAUGAGAGGGUACAUAACCUAACUUUAAAAUAAUCUAGUUGUCAGAAAAAUGUUUUCUACUAAACAACAAGUGUAUUCAUGGGAAAAAACAUAUCAGUUGAUAAAGAUUAAACACGAUGAAGCAUUUAGGGCCAUAGAUCAAGCUAUUAGUCUAGAGGAACAAGAGAAACAAAAUGAGGCUAUUGAAAAAUAUAAAGAAGGUAUUAGAUUGAUAGACGAAGCCUUGAGUAUACAAGUCCAAUGUCCAGAAAACCCCGAUAUCACAUGGGAAAAAGCACGCGUAAUGAUUCAAAAAAUUAAAAAGACGAGAGCUGAAGUGAUAACACGUAUUAAUUGUAUUCAGGGUCCGUCCAGUGCUUAUUCGAGUAUUUUAAGUGAAGAUCCACCAUCGUACGAAGAAGCUAUGUCUUCUACGGACGACGAAGGACCAGUAACAUACAAAGAUUUAGCUACGGCACUAAGAGAUUUGAGCGUCGAUCCGAAUCAAAAUAUUCACGAAGAAGUUGUUUAUACUCAUGAUAAUGUUAGAGUUUAUUUUAUUUCUCCUAAUGGAGAAGUGGUUUCGACAUUACAACCGGAGGUUUUGACAAUAUCACUAGUUAGAGGUACUGAACCAAACGCACCUGCAGCUAUUCUACAAGUAGGAACAUGGGUGUAUCCAUUGGUUCCUGGUGUAUCUCCUUGUUUUAGAACCGAUUAUGGAGCAUUUGUACUUCCGGACGUAAAUGCUGAUGUUCCUGGUUCUUCAGUUGGGAUUAUUUUACCAUCUGAUGCCGAUCAAGAGGUGUUUGACCUCUUGGAAAGCAUUCUUCAUGGUAUUAUAGGUUCCACACCAUCGGCAGAAGAUAUUAGGAGCUGGAGAGAAAGGAGAGCAACCGCACAAUCGGAAGAUUAUAGUACAUAUAUUUCUAAUAAAAUUGUUGACGGAGCCUUUUUGGUCUCUCGAGGUCUUGUUCGGGGCGCAGAAAAGGCCGGCGAUUUCUUUAACAGAACCACCCCAACAAUUAUUAAUAAAGUACAACCAGCAACAGAACCUGCUAAUGUUCCCCCUACUUUAGCUAAAACGAUACAUGUAGCAGAAACGGCAACAAAUAAGGCAGCUAGGGUUACUGGCUUUAUUGCUGAAAGAGUGGGACUCGCCACCGUCCGCUUGGUCAAUACUUGGCACCUCACAUCCAAAGAGGUGGUACUAAAUUAUUGAUAUGGAUACCCUGCAAGUACUCUAACAGGUGAUACUUUAUCAACAGUUGGUAACGUGUAUAAUAUUGCUCACAAUGCCAGAAUUAUAACUCCGAAAAGUCUAGCAAAACGAACUGGGGCCGGUGUAAUCUAUGCUUAUUCAAGUUCUUCUAAAGCUAGUACCUCUUUUGCUAAUCCAGAGAACGCUGCCAACACAAGGGUGAAAAGAGAAACUGAUAAUGAAAUUGAAGAAAAAAUAACUGAAGACAACAAUGGACAGAAUCCAACGAAAAAAGGCUAGAUAUUUUGAUAAGUUAAUGGGGAGAGGGGACUAUAAAUUGAAAUCUACCGAUAUAUGUGAUAAUCAUAUUCGUUAUUAAUUUAUGUAUUUUAUUAUGAUAUAUUGUAUAUUGUAAGUUUUCGUUUAAAAUGCGUACUGUCAUUUUAAAAAAUAUUUUAACUUUGUUGGAAAGAUAUUUUAGAGUUUAUCCGUAAUAUGUUAUGGAAGUUUUCAAGCUUAAUAUCAUGUAGCAAUAUGGAGCAUAUCAGAAUGUCAGUGGAAUUUGAUAACAGAGCCACAUAAUAAUGAAACAAUCGGAAUGUCCACUCUGCUUGUCCACGCGCAUCUCGUUCGCGCAGACGGAAUCAGCCAUGUUUUAAACGGAACCAGUGCUGUUCAGUGAAAUUGUAUCUGGUGUGCAUAGAAAAAAAACCCGGUUUAAUUUAUUUACGGCAACCAUAUACAUAAUAUGCAAUAUUUUAUGUCGUACUUUUAGUUGAAGAAUAGAUUAAAUUAUUUCAAAUUUACUAAAUUAUUAAUCUCUAAAAAUUUAAAUUAUGGUUCUGUCGUAGCUUGUCACAAAUUACUCAAUUCGAGACUGUGUUUUCGUUUAAAAUAUGGCGAAUUCGAGCUGACACACUUCAAAGGCUGUAUUUGAGAGUGGGCAUUCUGAUUGCUAUUUUUUCUGUUUAGUCAUGUGCUCAACCUAUUCUCAAACAAAUAUUCUCAUAAUGCAAUAUUAUUUCCUUCUCCCAUUCAUAAAUGUGCAAAUGAAGCUCGAACGAUCUCGUUAUAAACUUCUCACAGUAAAAAAGGAGUCUAGUAUUGGUCUAGUGACAAAAAGUUAAAAUAUUUUUUUCUUGGUCCCUUUACUUCUCUCUAUAUUUCUCUAAGCAAUUUUUUUACGGGUUCGUAGCGAAAUAGGUAAAUAUUAUCUCCAUUACUCUAGCGCUUUCUAGCAAUUAUUUCUCUUACUCUUAAUCUCUCUCGCCAAUCUCUCUAUAUUUAUCUCAUCUCGCUCUAUCUCUAAACAAUUUACCUUUUACACAGUGAAAGAUAUAAAUAUGACACUUUUUGUUAGCUCUCUUUUCUCUCUCUAUCUUCAAUCUCACUCUGCUCUUUUUGAUUCUCACUCUCUUUGUUCCUCUCUUAAUAUAAUGUGUUUCUCUCACAUAUUUAUCAAGUUAUACAAAUACAUUUUGGGAAUCAUUUUGGGAAAAUAUUGUUCUUGUGAAUUUUCAAGGCGAUACUUGUCAAGUACCGCCUUUAGUUUCUGCCAACUUAUCUGAUAUUAGAAUGUCUAAUCUCAGUCGAAUGUCCUAAAAUCAUGUACCAGGAUCGCUGUGACGAGUUUUAGUGACAUCUUGUCGUCUUGCCUGACAUCUAUUCCGUAUUUUGUUUCCUACUCUCUGUGUGGAAUCUUAUAGCCGUGGUACGUUUUUGUAGGUAUUGUUCGGAAUAUCUGUGUACAAUUUUGAAGUAAUUCAACGCUUUCCACAGUGUGAAAUGCCGUCAGCAAAACGAAAAUUAGUACCAAUAGCCCAUUGUGUCCCAGAGUUUUCUCAAUCACGACCUUUAGAUCUUCUCAAUCGUUGUUUGCUCCCCACCGUGUACGGAAUCUAGACAAUUUUGGUGGUUAGCAGACUACUUUUUUCGAGUCUUAUUCCAAUAAAUAUACAAUAUAAUGCAUCUGUACAAACGGUAUACAGAUGAUAUAAACAAAUUAAUGGGUUUGUAGUAGAAUCGUCAGUGCAUUAUUCCAGUUCGAGGAUAUUUUAGGUUGGUCUAGGAAAUUUAAUUUUAAAUGUGUCGUAUUAUAUGUUUUGUACUUCUCAGUUUCAUUACAAAAAUCCUUAGAUAUAUUUUAUAUCUUUUGAAUUGCUCUGUAAACUAAAUAUUUUACUUACCAGUAUUUUUUAUAAACUUUUAACUUUUUAUUAGUCACUGCUGCUUAAUUCUCUUAAUUGUAUUAUUUUUUUAAUUCAAACAGUUGAUAUAUAUUAAAGACUAUGUUAAUCUCUAUAUUUUUAGCUAUAUUGUUAUUAUUAGUUUUAUAUAUAAUUUUUCAAAAAUCAUAGCCCUAACCGACUAAAGAAUAUGGAAAGUUCGGACGAAUGUGAUAUGAAGUAACAUUAAUUCGGUAGAUCGCUGUUUUCUAUUUAUCGAUCCGGUUUGGGAAAAUGAUUUUUGGAAUAUCUUUUUUGUUGUGUGUUAAAUAUUUACAUAUAUAAAAGGGGUAGCUGUACAUUAUUCUUGUAGAUUUAUAUUUUUUGUAAUGUGAUAUUUGUUACCAUUUUAAAGGGUUAAUAAAUAAUGAAUUUUCUUUU